AUGUCUUUUCAAGAAUAUAGAACCGUAUUCCACAAUAAAAUCAUCGAAGAUAUUAAAAAUUUAUCAAAAAGCCAAUAUCAUAUUACGCACAAUAUCAAAUCAUCAAAAGUUCCAUCGCCACCUCCGCGUUAUCAUGAUUUAUCUAAAAUGUAUCACACAGCUUUAUUUCUUGAAAAUGAAUUGAGUCAAACAAUAUUCGCCAAGAAAGAAAAGAUGUUCAUUGUUUUGAACGAUCUACUUAAAUUAUUUACGACACCAAAUCUCAUUCCUGAUGAUUUCAUAGUUAAAGUCGAUCUUGACAAAUUAGCUUCCACAAAUGGCCAGGAUUGCUUUGAAAUUAAAGCACUAACUACGAAAUAUACUCAAUUUUUAAAAUCUUAUAUUCGAAGGAUUAACAUUAUUCCUGAUUUUGACUAUCGUCAUCGUCGUAUUCUCAAAAUAUUCGAACUCGUUAACAAAAAUUUUGAUCCAAAAUUAUGUUUUUUCCCUCCUUCAGAGUAUCAAGUUAAUUUUGAGCAUUUUGUUUUUGCGCCUGGAACGCCAUGGUUACCAAAACUUGAUGAUUUAAUUGAAAACUUCUUUAAAUAUCCACCAGAAACAUCCUUAAAAACGAUCAUUGACAUUGCAAAAAUUAUAUGUCACACAUUCUCACUAACGGAGAACAAACAUAUGUCGAUGACAAUUGGAUUUCUUUUUAGACUUGUUUUCGAUGAAGUUUACCCACUUAAUACUCAGUUACUUCAUACCAAUCUUUCUGAAGACAUUGUAUCCAAAAUUCGACAAAUGACAAUUGCUGAACUUGAUCCUCCUCGUGAUUUUUGUCCAAAAUGGAAUAAUGAUGAUAUUGCUUCUGUUGUUUUCAAAAAUAACGAAUUUUUUAAAGAAGCCAUCGACAUAAUCGAAACAAUCCAUUUUUAUUCUAACCCGCUUGAUGUUCUUCGUAUAAUAUACAUGGCUCUUAAUGUUAUAGAGAGAGCCGCAAGUUACUACGCAAACGAUAAAUCUUCAAUAUCUAUGCUCCCAUUUGAAGUUAUGUUUGCACUGCUCAUUGGAACAGUUCUUGGUUCCUCAACGCCAGAAAUUGUUCAACUAUCCCAGUUCACAAUUAAUUACACGCCAAAAUUUGGUUUAACUUCUGAGUAUCAAUUUGCUCUAGCAAAAUUGACCGCAUUAUCAUUACAUCUCAAAUCAAUAACUAGUCAAAAAUAA
Messenger RNA from Trichomonas vaginalis G3, 1209 nucleotides. RefSeq names its product VPS9 domain family. The record is from RefSeq and is a predicted model, not a curated record. NCBI's taxonomy places the organism in Eukaryota, Parabasalia, Trichomonadida, Trichomonadidae. The transcript has a single exon. The coding region runs from base 1 to 1209 and encodes 402 amino acids.